Molecule: messenger RNA, 1962 nt
Organism: Oldenlandia corymbosa var. corymbosa
Lineage: Eukaryota; Viridiplantae; Streptophyta; Magnoliopsida; Gentianales; Rubiaceae
Source: the annotation of a GenBank genome assembly
AUGGAUUCCCAAAACUUUCAUGAAUUCAGCAGUUUACCUGGUGUUGCAGCCCCGCAACAGCGACCGGAAACUUUUGAUGCAACAAAUCCACCAAAUUCACCUUCCGAUUCCGGGAUUUCGGUUUCAGAACUUUUAGUGGACGAUCCUCUGGAGCAAAGUUCCACACCCAUGCCUGAUGGCUCACGCAUAAGUAACCAGGAGUCUGCUUUUGCCGGUAUUAAUCCUUCCGUACCGAACCCGGCUGUCAACGGGUUCGCCGAAUACGAUGCAGCAGAUUUGGACGCGGAAGUUUUUGAUUCUCAAGGCAAUUUAUAUCCUGAGAUUGUAUCCGCCUGUGAAGAGCUUGGAAACAUCAAUUUGGUUAAUCCUACUCCGAAUUAUUGCAAUAGCUUCAAUCAGCAGCAAUACCCAAAUCAGGGAAACACUGUUUUCCCUUCGGGCCAUCAUCAGGGCGCGAAUCAUUGUUUCGCCUUGAAUCAUCAACUCGGGAAUUCGAGUUUUGAUCCUUCUUCGAUUCGCAAUGGUUUCGAUCAUGGAACCGCGAGCCCUUAUCAGCAAUUUGUUCCUGAACCGAUGGUUUUCGCAUCUCCUGGUGGUGGAUCUGCAAAUUUCCAGGGUCCAAGCCAUGAUCAGAAUAUGCAAUACUUAACUGAGCAGCAAGUGGCGGCUAUCAUGGAAAACAUGGGCCUGGAAAUACAUUUAUCGCAUCAGCGAUUCAUGGAAUUGGGGUACCUGGGAACCCCCAACUUCUUGACUGAUCAGCCAAUUCAAUAUGAAUUAUUACCCGGAAACAGUCGCAACCCACUUGGGGAAGCUGCAAAUCCGUCUUUGAAAGAGUUGCUCGCGGAAUAUGCUGAAUCGCUUGAAACUAAUCAAGCAGAAGAAUUCAUCGAAUUGGCUAAAACCAGAGCAGGUCGGGAAGUUAACAUACUAGGCGAUCCAAUGGACCGUUUAGGUGCUUACAUGUUUGAAGGCUUAAAUUCCAGGAAUCUAAAAUCUGGCACACAUAUUUAUAGCAACCUGAAGUGCGACAAGGAGCCAGAAAGCGACGACUUAGCUAAGUCUAUGCUGACUCUGUACCACAUGUGUCCCUACAUAAAAUUCGGGUAUAUGGCUGCAAAUGGCGCCAUUGCAAAAGCUUGCGGGAAUGCAGAUCGAAUCCACAUUGUCGAUUUCCAGAUUGCUCAGGGAACACAGUGGGUUUUGUUGCUACAAGCGCUCGCUGCCACAAGGCCUGACAGGCUUCUUCAGGUGCGCAUUACUGGAAUCGAUGACCUGGAUUCUAGACACGCCCGAGGAGGAGUGGGAUUGGAGGCGAUAUGCGCAAGACUUGGAGCUUGUUGUGAGAAAUUGGGUAUCCAAUUUGAGUUCAAUGAAGUGCCAGUUUUCGCGGCUGAUGUCACAGAGGAGAUGCUGAGAAUAAGUCCCGGAGAGGUUCUUGUAGUGAACUUCACCUUGCAGCUCCAUCACAUCCAUGACGAAAGUGUUGUUGACACGAGAAACCAAAGAGAUAGCCUCCUCAGGAUGGUGAAGUCAUUCAAUCCCAAUGUGGUCACCCUGGUGGAGCAAGAAUUGGACACGAAUACCACUGACUUCCUCCACAGGUUCUCGGCAACGCUGGACUACUAUCUGGCCAUUUUCGAGUCCAUAGAUGCCAUAAUGACGGAUAGAUCCAAUGAGCGGAGAGUCCAUCUAGAACAGCAUUGUCUGGGAAAAGACAUAAUCAAUAUCAUAGCUCGGGAAGAACAAGAGAGAACCGAACGCCACGAGCUCUUCAACAUGUGGAAAGCUAGGUUCACAAAGGCUGGAUUUCGACAAUGUACUUUGAGCCGUCCUGUGAACUCAGCGAUAAAAGAUUUGUUGAAAAUCUAUUCAGAGCAUUACUUUCUGAGAAACAAAGAUGGUGCACUGUACUUAGGAUGGAAGAAGACACCUUUGAUUGUAGCAUCUGCUUGGAAGUGA